This is a messenger RNA of Closterium sp. NIES-67, 794 nucleotides long. The record is from the annotation of a GenBank genome assembly. NCBI's taxonomy places the organism in Eukaryota, Viridiplantae, Streptophyta, Zygnematophyceae, Desmidiales, Closteriaceae.
AACCAGUCAUCCCCCAGCUCUCCCACUCCCACCAGCCGACAUCCCGCUUUAUCUCAGCUUGAUCCCCAAGCUCCCGCCAUCAUGGCUGCUCUUUCCUCCGCCACCGCGGCUUCCGCCGCUUCCGCCUUCUUCGCGUCGAGCGCCGAGCUCGCGGCGAAGGUGAACAACGUGGAGAGCCGCGUGACGAUGCGCAAGACCGUGAAGGCCGCGGACAGCCUGAGCCAGUGGUACGGGCCCGAUCGCAGCCUGUUCCUGGGCCCCUUCUCCUCGCCUCCCGCGUACCUGAAAGGCGAGUUCCCCGGCGACUACGGGUGGGACACGGCGGGCCUGUCGGCGGACCCCGAGACGUUCGCGAAGAACCGCGAGCUGGAGGUGAUUCACUCGCGCUGGGCGCUGCUCGGCGCGCUUGGCAUCGUGUUCCCCGAGCUUCUGGCGCGCAACGGCGUGCCGCUGGGCGAGGCAGUGUGGUUCAAGGCGGGCGCGCAGAUCUUCAGCGAGGGCGGGCUCAACUACCUGGGCAACCCCAGCCUCAUCCACGCGCAGAGCAUCCUCGCCACGCUCGCCGUCCAGCGAGGAUGCCGACUAUCUGCAGAACAUUCAAAUACCAUUCGCAGAACGUUCGCGUAGCAUUUGGCAGGGUGUAAAUGUAAAAUGUAUGUUUUGCAAAAGCUACGAUUUCUAAACCCUAUGAUUUCAAAGCGAUAAGCGUCUGUCCAAUCGUAGUACACUCCUGUGUUUUUUUUGUUAUGUUCGAACGUAAUUGUUUAUGUAUGGAAUAUAUCAUGUGUGGGAAA